GAUAAUCAACUUAGAGUUUUUCACUUUUUCGUAGACAUAAGAGCCGGGGGCACUUUUACUAUUUUAUUGGGGGCAUUUCUAUUUUUUGUACUAAAAUAUAACUAGAUAAAGCUAAAAAUUAACAUCUUAUUGGGGGCAUGUGCCCGGACAUGUGCCCCCAUUCAACAAGACGUACGUCCGCCCCUGGCCCCACCUCAAUGCAAAUGCUAGAUCUGCCCUUGUAUGUGCCAUCUACUCUUGAUGCCAAUUGGUCACGAGCUUUCUUACCCAUUUUGCAGGGAGGACUCGUACGAAGAAACACUUCUCCCACCUAUUCACCGGCAAAGGAUGCAAUACUCCUCAACAAAUUCCUUGAGCGCUGGAGAGUCGAGACCACUCAAGUCUACGGUGCCGACGAUAAUACUCGUAUGGCCAGAGUACUCCGAUCCACACUAGAUCAACCUAGAUACACUGCAACCAUCGUUUUGUAGAGUGAUUUUUGUGGGAUUGCAAGCUGUUCGAUGAUUUAUUAUUAGAGCUUGCAGGCUAGUUAGGGCCUUGAAGCACAAGGAACUUGAAUUAUUUAAACUUUUUUUUAUCCUGGGGUAAAUGCCGGGGGACAUUUAUCAAGAUUUAUUAACACACCAACAGGAUGAGUAAGAAAGAGGGGGACUAUA
This is a messenger RNA of Cuscuta epithymum, 656 nucleotides long. The record is from the annotation of a GenBank genome assembly. NCBI's taxonomy places the organism in Eukaryota, Viridiplantae, Streptophyta, Magnoliopsida, Solanales, Convolvulaceae.